CUUCUCUCACCUUGUGAUCAAGUCUAGCGACACACACACAAGCUUUCCUUAUAUUCUCCAAGAUGGCUCCAUCUCGACGGAAGAAAGGCAAGGAGGUUGACCGGUCACCUACGAGCAUCUUGAAGCAUGGCGACUACACGGUCUCCCUCACCAGUUGGCUUGCUGGUGGCCCUGUAGUCCUGGGCAAGAAGCCUCGUCGGGUCAUCGACCUCAAAGUUGAGCGCGAUCGCAAGUCCGAAACAUCGGACCAAUCCCUGGUCCUGGCCAGGAAGGACCACGAUGCAGCUGCCUCCGAUAUGGAGGUUGGGACUUCGGGAUCCGAAGGAGCCCUAACGCUCACCUCGAGACAACGCCGAGAACCCAAAGGUUCUUCGCAACCAGCUGUAAGCUCAAAGCCGUUCCUCACGUACGAGGAAAAGAGAGUCGAGAAAUUCACUAUUCGGCCUCCGCCUGUGGUUUUCAACACGCCUGAAGACGUCCCUACUGGCUGGCUUGAAGCGAUGUUGAACCAGAGGAAGAAUGGUGAAAGCUCAAAGGCUGUUCCGAAGAAGGCCAUCAGUUAUGAGCAUAACGAUUCGGAGGAUUACGAAGCUGGCUACGACUCUCCCCCUCACAACAAAUCAAAAUUACUGCCAAAGAAGUCAUCGAGUGCCUCCAGGAAAGCAUCAGAAAUUCGCAUCGAAACCAAGUCGUCAUCAAAGAAGGGUACUCGAAAAGUCAAAGUCAUAACUGCUGAUGCAACAGAUGAGUCAGAUGAGUCGUUAUCGGAUGUCGAGUCACGUCGUCCUAUGAAGACGAAGAAGCUUGAGAGCCGGAGCAUGACCAAAGAGAGAAUCAAGAAGAAGAUGCACGUCGAGGUUUCUGACGAGGAGACAGCUGAUAAAGUCACAACUGAUAUUGAGUCGUCAGACAUUGAGUCAACAGAUGUCGAGCCACGUUCCAAGCCGACAUCGAAGAAGAAGCCGAGUACUCCGCCGAAGAAAGCAGGAAGUUCCAAAGUCAAGGUCGAGACACGGGGCAGAAAAGGCAAGCAGAAGGUCGUGGUGGAAGCUUCAAGCGAAGAGGAAGAUUCCUCGGUUGAGUCGAUCACGGAAGCUGAGCCGUCUCCCCCGAAGAAAAGCAAGAACAAGAACCGUGUUACCGUUACCGAGAUCACACGAAAGGGCAAAAAGAAGACCAUCACAGUUGAAUCAUCAGAUGAAGCUGACAUAGCACAUGUCAAAUCACGUUCAUCACAGAAAGGGAAGAAGUCCGAAAUCCGUGUCAAGACCAGCGACAAGACAAAGGCGAAGAAGGUUACAUUCGAGCCCACCGAUGAACUUGAGACUACUGACGACGCCACAACGGAUGCGGAGCCUACGCCGGCGACAGCGCAGAAGGGCAAGGGCAAGUCCAAGACCAAGGCAAAGACGAAAAUUGAAGUCGAAUCACCCGACCCCGUAGAGACAACCGAUGCCGUUACUACUGACGACGCAACUCAGACCGAAGCUGAAACCACCGAUGCGGAUACGGCUGUUGCCGAGAAGCCCAAGGGAACUCCAGCAGCAGGUAAAGCCGACAACGACUGGACGCCUUCGCAAGAUGCAAGCAUACUCAGCAUGAAGGAAGGCGGCGAACCAUGGGCUAACAUUGGCAGCGCCAUUGGCCGAAACAAGAAUGAGGUCAAGAAACGGCACCAGGAACUUGUUCGUUCAGGCGCUGCUCAAGUCAAUAAGGGCAAUCAGAGCAAGGCACAUAAGGCACAAAACAAGAAGAACAAGAACAACGAAGCGGGUCCCAGCCAUGCCUCUGUUGCGGACGAGACUAUGGGAUCUGGCGAGCUUCCUGGAUUCGGCUUUGAUGCAGAUCAAGACAACAGCAACAACAACGACAACAACAACAAUGGUGAUGGCUGGAGUGGUGGUGGUGAUCAGAAAAACAACAACACCGAUAACAACGGCGGUGGUGGCGAAGGUGCAUGGGGAGGUGGAAACCAGACCGACAACAAUGGCGGUGGAGAUGUUGGCCCUGGAUUUGAUACCCCUGCUUGGAGUGCAGACUGUACCGGAGGCGGAGAUCAAGAUACCAAUAACAAUAACAACAGCAACAACGACAACAAUAACAACGGCUUUGGUGAUGCGGGUUGGGGCGGCGGAGACCAGGAGAACAACGGAGGUGGUAAUGUCGGUCCGGGACCUGGUGAUGGUUGGGCCGCAGACCGUACAGGAGGCGACAAGCCGCCAAGCAACUCAGGUUCCAAGAAUGGUUUAAACCAAGGUAAACCGCCUAGCAACAAACCGCCCAGCAACAACGGCGGCUGCGGUCCAGGCUCGAACAAUGGUAACAGGCCGCCCAGCAACAAGCCGCCCAGCAACAAGCCGCCCAGCAACAAGCCGCCCAGCAACAGUGGUGGUGGCGGGAACAAUGGAGGCUCUAACCAGGGCAACAAGCCUCCUAGCAACAAUGGUCAGGGAGGAAGCUCAAACCAGGGAAAUAAACCGCCUAGCAAUAGUGGCAACAAUGGUUGGAGCGGAGGUUCAAACCAGGGGAAUAAGCCUCCUAGUAACAGCGGCAACAAUGGGUGGAGCGGAGGUUCAAACCAAGGGAACAACAAGCCGCCUAGCAACAAUGGUGAUUGGGGUUCAGGUUCAAAUCAGGGGAACAACAACAACAACAACAACACCAAGCCUCCCAGCAACAGCGGCGGUUGGAAUACCGGCGGUUCAAAUUACGGCGGCAGCAACAACAAGCCUCCGAGCAACAGUGGUAGAGGCGGAGGCUCUAACCAAGGCAACAAGCCGCCCAGCAACAACGGCGACUGGGGUAACACAGGUCCAACUCAAAACAACAAUGGGGGUGGGGGCUCAGGCUCGAAUCAGGGUAAUAAGCCUCCCAGUAACAGCAGCGGUUGGGAAAACGGGGGCUCGAACCAAGGCAACAGGCCGCCCAGCAACAACGGUGAUUGGGGUUCAGGUUCAAAUCAGGUGAACAACGACAACGUCAAGCCUCCCUCCAAUGCAGGCUCUGCCAGAGGUUCAAAUUACGGCAAGCCACCCAGCAACAAUGGAGGUUGGGGUUCAGGUUCCAACAGUGGCAACAAACCACCCAGCAACAACGGCAAUUGGGGCGGAGGUUCUAACCAGGGCAGCAAGCCUCCCAGCGACAGCGGAGGUUGGAAUAAAGGAGGUUCUAAUCAGGGAGGCAGGCCGCCUAGCAACACUGACUGGGGCGGAGGUUCGAAUCACGGCAAGCCUCCCAGCAAUGGCGGAGGAUGGGAUUCAGGUUCGAACAAUGGCAACAAGCCGCCUAGCAACAAUGACUCAAACCGUGGGAGCGGCUCUCAACAGGGCGAGGAGAAGGCCAAGUCUGUGGAAAAAGAGCUGAGUAUGAAGGAUCAAGAGAUCAAAGAUCUUAAAGAACGAGUCAGUGCGGAGAAGAUGCAGCGCUUAGAGGCGGAAAAUUUUGCUUUGAGAAUACAGAAUAGGGCUAAUAGGUUGAACCAGAACAAGCAACCCGAGGACGGUAUGGGUUGGAACACAGGUGGUAGCGACAACAACUGGAGGCCGCCUUCAGCUGCGGGUUCGACAAGAAGCAACAAACCACCCGACAACAACACAGGUUGGAAAUCCGGUCCAGGCUCCGACCAGGGAUGGAGUGUUGCUCCGAACCCAGGCUACAAACUGCCUAGCAACUCGGGCUGGGUUCCCAAGAAUUUUGUUCCGCCUCAGGGCAGCAAGCCCCCUAGCAACACUGCGCCCCCCGGCAGUCCCGAUGGUUGGAUUUACGGUUCACCCACAGAAAGCGAACGUGGCCGCAUGGCCAAGCGAGUGGAGGCUUGGAAGGGAUCGAUCAGUUCACCCAAAGAAGAAGGACAUUGGGGUACGCCCGACGGCGGCUGGCAUGCCACUCCGGCCACAGAUUCCCGCCCACGUGAGAUUGCGCCUGACAACACCAGGGGUCGAGGCCCUGCCGUCAGAUCUACUUCUGCCAAAGAUUGGAAGCAAGGAUUAACUCGUGUCGAUGAAGAGCCAGACACCGGUUGCGAGAUGUGGAAGAAACCUCCCAGCAACAACGGAAAGCCGGGCAGCAAUGCGGGCCGUAACUCACCUGGUAACUUCAACAACAAGCCAUCCGGAGAGCAAUAUGGUUGGAACUCUGGUCCUGAUGCUGUGGCUGGAACUGGAACUGGUUGGGGUGGAGGCUCGGAUCAAGUCUCAACCCCAAGCUUCAGACACCCGGCGAAGGAUGAGUGGACUGGAGGCACAAAAGGGAAUGAUAAGCCGCCUAGUAACAAACCUCCCAGUAACAAGCCGCCCAGCAAUAACGGAGAUUGGACUCCUGGACUCGGAGCUGCCACUGGCUGGAAGGCAGAUUGUACCAAGCCGCCGAGCGACAGUGGCUGGGGCGGAGGUUCAAACCAAGGCAAGGACAACAACAAGCCUCCCAGCAACGCAGGCUCCGCGAGAGGUUCGAACUAUGGCAAACCUCCCAGCAACAACGAAGGCUGGAAUUACGCCCCGAUCGGAGGAACUUCGAAGAACAACAACAGCAACAACAACAAGGCAACCGGCGGUAAUGACAGCCUCACUGCCUUUCUUCAGAACCCUCCCCCGUGGGGCGCGGACUGUACCGGUCCCUGGGAUAGCAACAAACCGGCCAACAACAAAGCCGACAAGGGAGACGUUCAGAACGCCCUUAACAUUCACACGGUCAGAGACCUACCCGGCUACAAUAGAGAUGUAGCACCCAUGGGCCUCUCGGGCUUUCCUCCCGUCGUUGAACAUUAUGCGCCAGUUCCAGUUCCUCCUGUCACCCCAGGCCCUUCAGGUCGCUACCCUUCAACCCCUUACUCAGCCACCCCUCACCCACCUGGCUGGCUCCCCAAGAGUGAAGCACAAACUACCCUUCUCCCACUUUACAACAACCCACCGCCUCAGGCCCCACAGCCUUCCCACGACGCGCCCUGGAACUCCACCAGCUGGGACACCAAACCUGCCGUCACCACGAAGCCGCCCGGCGGCCCGUCAUCAUACCAACCCGGCCAACGUAGCGCGCAGUGCAAAACCCUCUCCGAGGAAGACCUCCGAUCCCUGUACAAACAAGUCGUCUUCAGCGCCAUGUCCUCUCGCCAGCCCCUUCUCCAACCCAAGCCCGACCGCGAUUUUACCUUGAGAGACUGCUGGGUGUUGAUCGCUUUGAGCGAGCAGUAUGAUCAUUCUUCGGCCUCGAAGGAGAAGUGGUUCGAGCUGCAAGCUAAAUUUGCGAGUGCCACGGGUCGGAUGGUUGAUGUGAAGCUGUUGAGACAGAAGGUGAAGCAGGGGGAGAAGGAGGCGAAGGUGGUGGAGGGGUGGGAGGAUGAUGAGGUUGGAUGGCGGUAUAAGAAGAAGUGGGAGAUGGAGACUGCUUGGGCUCAUUUGCUACUGGCCCGCGGGGUCGGAGGCAUUGAGUUUCUGCCCCCGAACCUCCAGAGGAUGAAUAAAGUAGCCAAUAUUUUCAGCCUCUAUUCUCGAGACCCGAGCGAAGUACCCGGUAUCCCUUUCGACCUCUCUCCCCAAGAUGCUCUUCGACCCGAGACCGUGUUCCGAAUCUGCACAGCCGCCAAACGAGACUUCGAUCCUUUCAUCACCUCCGAUCUGGGCGAGUUCUUGGCCCGAAUCAGACACGUGUUGAGUUUGGUCCUCGGACAUCCUGACUGCAACGACGAAGACAGGAAGAAGGUCGACGACGCGUGGCAGUGCGUUUGUCACGAUGUAAGAGAGGCUAUCUCGUUUAUUCGGCAGAACAGGGAGCUCCUGUGCGCAGCUUGGGAAGCCGGCCGGCCUUAUCUGGGUCCCGACACAAAGGCUGGUCGGGCGAGGAUCACGAAGGCGCAGGUUUCGAUGGAACUUAAGCUUGCAGAUCAUAGUUCUCUCGUGCCCGAUAACCCUUCAAGAGAGAGUAUCAAUGAGGCCUGCUUCUCUUCCCCUGCUACUACUGCUCCUACCCCUGAAGAUCAUCGCUUACGCCAACAUGAACUUGUCAUACCAAAUCCGACGCCUUCGAGAUCGUUUCCGUCGGGAGACAAGGAGGAGUGCGUGAAAGCUACGCGGACAGCUUUGGGAGCUUUGUCGCUCUCUGAACAAAACAGACGCAGAAACAAGGCCACAAGUCCCGAGAGAGCACGCCGAGACCAGCACGAGGACGAGGGCUACAACCGUAUGUCAGACAUGGGUCAUGUAUCAUCCGAGGACGAUGAGAAUGAUGAUGAGGACCUCGAUAUCCAGAACGACAUGGGGUGCUUUCGGCUCCCCGACCGAGACGGACGAAGCAGUGCCCCAACUUCCGAGAGCCGACACCAAAAUCAGCACGAGGACAAGGGCCGCAUCCGUAUGUCGGACCUGGGCUAUGUAUCACCCGAGGACGAUGACGACGGCGGUGGCGGCAACUACUGGUAGGUCCUGUACCACAGACAGCUACAGCAGCUGCAGCAGCAACAGCAGCAACACCUCAACCCUUCUGGCCAUGGAGAGACUCGGAAGAUGAGAUGGGGUCACAAUGAUUGUUCGUCAGAGGGCAUGGAUGG
Neurospora hispaniola is the source of this 6541-nucleotide messenger RNA. RefSeq lists its product as uncharacterized. Lineage: Eukaryota; Fungi; Ascomycota; Sordariomycetes; Sordariales; Sordariaceae. The transcript has 2 exons. The coding region runs from base 63 to 6413 and encodes 2116 amino acids. The record is from RefSeq and is a predicted model, not a curated record.